Molecule: messenger RNA, 711 nt
Organism: Punctularia strigosozonata HHB-11173 SS5
Lineage: Eukaryota; Fungi; Basidiomycota; Agaricomycetes; Corticiales; Punctulariaceae
Exons: 3
Coding region: 1-711 (236 amino acids)
Molecular function (GO): nucleic acid binding
Source: RefSeq, a predicted model, not a curated record
AUGGGCUUCCGAACGAUUAGUGACGACGUCAAACUACGUGCUUUGCAUCUGAUUGACAGGGGACUCGAACGCGAAGCAAUAUGUAGCAUUAUUGGCGUGUCUCUUGCUAGCUUGACACGAUGGAAACACAAUUUCGAGGAAUACGACUCCCUUGCUCGACCUCCCCGGUCCAUUCGUGGCCGACCCUCUCGGACGACGGGCGAGCAGCGGUCCGACAUCCUGAAUCUACUUAUAGAGGCUCCAGACCUCUAUCUUGACGAAGUCCAGCAGUGGCUUGCUAUUGCCCACGAAUUGGCUCUCUCGAAGACCGCGAUCCAUGACCUCAUCAACGACUCUGGCUAUACCUACAAGAAGCUGCAGAAGUCUGCCAUUGAGAGGGAUGAAGAACAACGGGCUACGUGGCGUCAGACUGAAGGGGAUCGAGCUCCGAUGACAAAUCCUUUGGCCAGAGGAGUAAGAUAUAGUGUUGUAGCAGCCCUGUCCCUCUCGGGAUACGUGUCGACACGUGUUGUGGAGGGCUCCGUCAACGCAUACGAAUUCUUUGACUUCAUUGUCGAGGAAGUGCUUCCGCGCAUGAACCCAUAUCCACAAGACCAGAGUGUCCUCAUCCUCGACAACUGCUCGAUCCACAAAAUGGACACGCUACGCCGUGUUGUUGAGGGACAAGGUCUGUGUCUCAUGUUGCAAUCUCUCAUCACACGGUGGUCCUGA